GUGGGAAAAAUUAGACAUCUUGGGAAUUUUAGGUUAGAAUAUUUAUUAUUAUUUAUAAAUUUAGUCGGCACGUGUUAUUUAAUGCCUCUAUAAUUAAGAAAUUUACCUAAAUAUUAAAAGAAUGGCUGUAGAUAAAGGCCAGACCCAUAGACCUGGUCCGUUCAAGCAAUCCAACAAGGAACAUAAGCAUGGAAGACAUCGAUCGAAAGGAUCAAUCAGUUUAUCGAAUAAAGGGAAGGUGUCUGUUAAGACUUUGUCCAAGAAACACAAACACGAACUCGAGAGAGCCCAGAGACGCAAUCAGUCUCAGCAGAUUCGUAAAAAUAAACGAGACGAGGUUCUAGCCAAGAAACGAUCGCUGGGAGGCCUAGAUUUUGCCCCGAUUUUUGCCUGUCUUGUACCCCUAAAUAAGGGUUUUGAUCCUACCACUGCUUUGUCCAUUUUAACUCAAUGUGAUGAGGAAGGAAUCGUUAGUAAAACAUCAACUGGUGUAACUCAUUUAUGCAUACCCAGAUUCAAGAAGAGGUUCUCAUUUGUUGUACCAUCCGGAGAUAAUGAUUUUGAUGUUCUUGAUACGUUAAAAGUUGCAGAUACUGUUAUAUUUCUGUUAUCUUCGGUAUUUAGUGUUGAGGAUAAUGAAGAUAUAAUAGAUAAAUGGGGAAAUAAUAUUAUUACGACUGCUCUAGCACAAGGUUUACCAACUCCACUCGUUGUAUUGACAGAUUUAGAGAGUGUAACCCCUAAAAAACGUAAUGAAUAUAAACAAGCCAUACAAAAAAUUGUGUCUAAGUAUCUUCCAGAAGAGAAAUUAAUGACUUUAGAUAAAUACAGUGAAGGAAUCAAUAUUUUGAGGAAAAUAGGUGAUCAAAAAAGAAAAUCUGUGUUAUACAGAGAUAGGAGACCGUAUUUAUAUGGUGAAGAAAUUGAAUUUGUUCCUGAAAGUGAAGGUAAGAUAGUCUUUUAUAUGAAUUUUUAUACUAUAAAAAGACUUGUAGGUGCUGUCGGUACUCUAAAAAUCACCGGCUACUUAAAAGGAACCCCAUUAUCCGUGAACCAGCUUGUUCACAUUCCUGGACUAGGUGAUUAUCAGAUGCUUCAAAUCGAUGCUCCAAAUGAUCCAAACAAGUACACUAAAAAUAAAGCUUCUGAUCCAAAUGCCAUGGUUGUCGAAACAACUACAAAAGUAUUAGAAAUAUCUGAUCCAGAGAAACAAGAAUCUUUGGAUUCGGAAAAUGUACCAGAUGCCAUGGAUGCAGAACAAACUAUGCCUACAGAUGAGGACUUUCAAAUGGCAAAUAGAGAUGAGGCGAAAAAAGUUAAAAAAGUGCCCAAAGGUUGGUCGGAUUAUCAGGCAGCCUGGAUACCGGAUGACGACGCGGAGUUUCAGAAUAACGAGUACAGUGGUGAUGAGGAAGAGUCUGAAGAUGAUGAAUUUAUGGAUGCUAGAUCGGAAGAAAAGUCUGAGUAUUCUGAUGCGGAAGAUGAAAAAAAGGAGUUUGAUACAGUUACUGAGUCAGAAAUAGCCGUUAAUGAUGAUAAGUACGACCAAGAAAUGGACAUGAACGCCGAACAAGACGAUUUAAACAAACUAAAAGAAGCCAAAUCAGAUUUAAUGUUUCCUGAUGAAGUGGACACUCCUGUAGAUACACCAGCGAGAAUAAGGUUUCAAAAAUACAGGGGUUUAGAGAGUUUUAGGACUUCACCAUGGGACACAAAGGAAAAUUUGCCCAGCGAUUAUUCCAGAAUUUUCCAGUUCCAGAAUUUCGACAGGACGAAAAAACGAAUUUUAAAAGAGCAAGAAAAUAAAGAUGGCGCUUUGCCUGGAUGGUACGUGACAGUUCACGUCAAAAACGUGUCCGAAUUGAUGUGGUCGUCGUUUCUAAAAACGAAAUCGCCCGUUAUAUUGUUCGGUCUGUUCCCGCACGAGCACAAAAUGUCCGUGCUCAACGCCGUGCUAAAACGAACCCAAGAUUAUGGUUUUCCGAUUAAAUCAAAAGAAAGGGUGAUUUUCCAGUGUGGGUUCAGGAGGUUCAUUACGAACCCUAUCUUCAGUCAGCAUACCAACGGUCAAAAACAUAAGUUUGAACGAUUUUUUCAACCAAAUUCGACGACAGUAGCAACGUUCUAUGCACCAAUUCAGUUUCCGCCAGCACCGAUCUUAUGUUAUAAACAAAUUGGAGAGAAAUACACAUUAGUUGCUACAGGAAAUUUGUUGUCCUGUAAUCCAGACAGGCUUGUAAUAAAAAGGAUAGUUUUAUCAGGUCACCCUUUCAAGAUAUACAAAAAAUCAGCUGUGGUGAGAUUCAUGUUCUUCAAUAGGGACGACAUAACCUAUUUUAAGCCCUGCAAGCUCAGGACGAAAAUGGGAAGGAAAGGACAUAUUAAGGAACCUCUAGGCACACAUGGUCAUAUGAAAUGCGGAUUUGAUGGUCAGUUGAAAUCCCAAGACACCGUCAUGUUAAACCUGUACAAAAGAGUAUUUCCUAAAUGGACAUACGAAGAUUUUUUGGUUAGCUGUGUAAAUAAUGAUACAAUGGAGACAUAAAUAAAUUGUUAACACGUUAA
Messenger RNA from Sitophilus oryzae (rice weevil), 2565 nucleotides. It is a transcript of the gene Tsr1, whose product is annotated as pre-rRNA-processing protein TSR1 homolog. The transcript is spliced from 12 exons. Gene Ontology annotation, molecular function: GTPase activity; nuclear import signal receptor activity; GTP binding. Gene Ontology annotation, cellular component: nucleus; preribosome, small subunit precursor. The record is from RefSeq and is a predicted model, not a curated record. Gene Ontology annotation, biological process: maturation of SSU-rRNA from tricistronic rRNA transcript (SSU-rRNA, 5.8S rRNA, LSU-rRNA); ribosome biogenesis; endonucleolytic cleavage of tricistronic rRNA transcript (SSU-rRNA, 5.8S rRNA, LSU-rRNA). Bases 122 to 2545 code for a protein of 807 amino acids. NCBI's taxonomy places the organism in Eukaryota, Metazoa, Arthropoda, Insecta, Coleoptera, Curculionidae.